AUGUCGCUCCUCGAAAGACCACAAGAGGACAGCUGGGAUCUUGGAAAGCAUCGCAUAGUUAUUCCUUCCAACGCCGGCCCCCGACAAUUCGCUUCGUCAUCAACUCAACCGCUCGACGACAAGACCGACACGGAAGGCGGCUUCUUCUACAUUCCCAAUUUCAUCACGGAGGACGAGGAGCUGUUUCUGACAGAGGCUAUUCUCUCAGCACCCAAACCCAAAUGGAAAGUACUGCAAAACCGACGGUUGCAAGAGUGGGGCGGGCAGAUGCUGUCUCAGAACAACAUCUUGAUGCCGCAAGCGAUGCCAGCUUUUCUCUCGAGCUACCCGGACCUCAUCGCUCGACUACGCAAGACGGGAGUCUUCGACGACUCGAAGCAUAGCGAGCCAAAUCAUUGCUUGGUCAACGAGUACCUGGCUGGUCAGGGCAUCAUGCCACACGAAGAUGGACCAGCAUACUUUCCUGCUGUAGCGACCAUCAGCUUGGGGUCGCACGUGCUUCUCGAUGUAUACAGGUACGUGGACGAGGACCUGCAAAAGGAUUUUGACCAACGGAUGAAGGAGCAUGACGAAAAAAUCGUGAAACAUGUGACCUCGAAUGCAAAAGAGCUGGAAAGCACAGAUGAUGCAUCCAAAUCCAAAAUCCUACCCCGGGAGAGGAUGGAAGGCAACGUCAAGAUUGUGCGGGGAGCAAGGGCGAGGGAGCCGGAUCCGGUGUUCAGUAUCUUGCAAGAGCCAAGAUCAUUGCUCAUCACGACAGGUCACGUUUAUAAGUCGUAUCUGCAUGGCAUUGCAGACAGAGAGGUGGAUACAGCUGCGCAUCUUGUUAAGGUAGCCAACGCUGAUUUGCUAGUUGAUCCGCACCUGCGGGGAACGGUUGAAAGAGCAAAGACUCUGAUGGGCGAUGUCAAGGGCGGAACGGACCAGAAAGAACUCGAUGCAAGUCUUGCAAGAGGCACACGGCUGAGUCUCACAUUCAGAGAUGUAGAGAGAGUGAGCAAAGGAGUAGCUGCGAUGAUGGCGUAUCUUCAAGGCGGUAAAAAGUAG
This is a messenger RNA of Mycosarcoma maydis (corn smut), 1047 nucleotides long. RefSeq lists its product as uncharacterized. The coding region runs from base 1 to 1047 and encodes 348 amino acids. The record is from RefSeq and is a predicted model, not a curated record. The transcript has a single exon. Lineage: Eukaryota; Fungi; Basidiomycota; Ustilaginomycetes; Ustilaginales.